UUUCGUUCAUAUGAUUAUAAACAAAAUUUGCAAAGAAGAAGAUCCUGAUUGGGAAGAUGAUAAUUACGAUGAUAUAGUUGAUUUUCAAAUUCAAAAUAAUCGUAUCAGUUAUACUGAUCAAAAAUAUACUAUAUCUCACAUGGAAAAAUUAAAAAAAUUUUCAAGCAAAAUCAAUGUGCAUUCAUAUACAGGUGGAAUGGGCAAAUUACAGAAUAAUGUGCUCAAUUCCUUAAAAGAAAAGGGAAAGAAAAUUGAUAAUCAAAGAUUUAAAGUUAAAGAUAAACGUGAUAGAGCUACUAUUGAACAAGUAAUGGAUCCUAGGACGAGAAUGAUAUUGUUUAGACUACUUAAUUCUGGAGUUAUUCUAUCCAUUAAUGGUUGCAUAAGCACUGGCAAGGAAGCAAAUGUCUAUCAUGCAUUAGGUCCGAAUAAUUUGCAGGCAGCAAUAAAAAUUUACAAAACUUCAAUCUUGAUUUUUAAAGACCGAGAUAGAUAUGUAACUGGUGAAUUUAGAUUUAGACAAGGUUAUUGUAGGCAUAAUCCACGCAAAAUGGUUAAAACUUGGGCUGAAAAAGAAAUGAGAAAUUUGUUGCGGAUACACAAAGCUGGUAUAAAAUGUCCUGAACCUUUAUUAUUAAAAGGACAUGUACUAGUUAUGCGAUUUUUAGGCAAAGAUGGAUGGCCUUCUCCACUUAUGAAGGAUAUUUCUUUAGAUGCUAACCUGGCUUGCACCCUAUAUCUCAAGAGUGUGGUAUUGCUUUGGGACCUAUAUAGAUUAUGCAAACUGGUACAUGCCGAUCUCAGUGAAUUUAAUCUAAUCUGCCAUGAUGAUGAAUUGUAUGUUAUAGAUGUUUCCCAAUCAGUUGAAUGGGAUCAUCCCAGGGCCUUCGAUUUCUUGAGGAAAGACAUCACCAAUAUAACUCAAUAUUUUCACAAAAACAAUGUAAACGUUAUGACAGUGAGACAACUUUUCGAUUUUAUAACGGAUCCAGCUAUAAAUUUACAAAAUAGAUAUGAAUAUUUAGACAUAAUCGAUUUACCCAAUCAUUACAUAUCCACCCAAAACGGCACAUCCAUAAAUAAUCAAAUAGAUGAAGAGGUAUUUAAACAAGCAUUUAUUCCCAGAAAAUUGGAUGAAAUUAUUGACCACGAGAAAGAUUUUGACAAUUUGACAGCUGGAUUAACAAAAGAACUAUAUUAUUGUAGGAUCAGUGGUAUUGAAAACGGAGAUUACAAAUUGUAUAUAAAAAAGGAUUCACGAGUACCCCAAGCAUUAAUAUCUCUUAAAGAUUUAAGCAUUCAAAAUGAUGAACCCGGUUUUUUAACAACUGAUAAUAAGAAUCAAAAUGAUUUUGAUAUCAUUGAUGUUGGCGAAUCAGAACGAAAUAACUCGACUUAUACAGCAGAUUCCGACUCUGAAUCCGUAACCGCUAAUGAAGACUCUACAUCCAGUCAUAGCCAUUUAACUAUUAAGUCUGACAAUGUUAUGAUGAAACAAAAAUAUGUUAAAUAUCAACGUGAUAGAGACGAAUCCCCGAAUAGUAAAAAGGAACGAAAACAGGCUGUAAAGGAUGAAAAACGCGAAAAAAGAGAAACCAAAACUCCAAAAUACGAAAAAAAGAAACAAAAUGCUAAAAAAUAUUGUCGCCAAGGCUGGAAAAGGAAAUAAACAAAUUUAAAAAAUUUUUUUAAUUAAAAAUAUUUAUUUAAUAAAAACAAUAUAUCAUUUGCUUAAAAUUAAAUAGAAUAUUUAAAAAAACGUGAGAAACAUAUUACCAAAAUGUUAAUCAAUUUUUCAUAUUGAAAUUUAGAAAAUUUGAUGCUAUUAUUUUUCUGUAUUUUGAACCAGAUUGACUUUUCACCGAACCUUUUAAAACAUAACCCUUGAA
Gordionus sp. m RMFG-2023 is the source of this 1889-nucleotide messenger RNA. RefSeq names its product serine/threonine-protein kinase rio1-like. Bases 11 to 1669 code for a protein of 552 amino acids. NCBI's taxonomy places the organism in Eukaryota, Metazoa, Nematomorpha, Gordioida, Chordodea, Parachordodidae. Gene Ontology annotation, biological process: maturation of SSU-rRNA. The transcript is spliced from 12 exons. Gene Ontology annotation, cellular component: cytosol; preribosome, small subunit precursor. Gene Ontology annotation, molecular function: protein serine/threonine kinase activity; ATP binding. The record is from RefSeq and is a predicted model, not a curated record.